CCCAGGACUCGUUGCGCGGCCCGGGCCGGAAGUCGGCGAGUUCCCGGGUGUGUGUCUGUGUCUGUCUGUGUCUCGAAGCGGCACGCGGCCCGGGACAAACGCUGGGGAAUCCCACCUGAGGCGUCGCCGCUGUCACUACCAUCACCCACGGAGCCACUACUAGAGGGGAGUAGGCCCGGCCCUUCGCCGGGCAGAGAAGAUGUUACCCCUGUCCAUCAAGGACGAUGAAUACAAACCACCCAAGUUCAAUCUGUUCGGCAAGAUUUCGGGCUGGUUUAGGUCUAUCCUGUCGGACAAGACGUCCCGGAACCUGUUUUUCUUCCUGUGCCUGAACCUCUCUUUCGCUUUUGUUGAACUACUCUACGGCAUCUGGAGCAACUGCUUAGGCUUGAUUUCCGACUCUUUUCACAUGUUUUUCGAUAGCACUGCCAUUUUGGCUGGAUUGGCAGCAUCUGUUAUUUCCAAAUGGAGAGAUAAUGAUGCUUUCUCUUAUGGGUAUGUUAGAGCGGAAGUUCUGGCUGGCUUUGUCAAUGGCCUGUUUUUGAUCUUCACUGCUUUUUUUAUUUUCUCAGAAGGAGUUGAGAGAGCAUUAGCCCCUCCAGAUGUACACCAUGAGAGACUGCUUCUUGUUUCAAUUCUUGGGUUUGUGGUAAACCUAAUAGGAAUAUUUGUUUUCAAGCAUGGAGGUCAUGGACAUUCUCAUGGCUCUGGCCAUGGACACAGUCAUUCCCUUUUUAAUGGUGUUCUGGAUCAGGCACAUGGCCAUGGAGAUCAUUGCCAUAGUCAUGAUUUGAAACAUGGUGCUUCACAUAGCCAUGAUCAUGCUCAUGGACAUGGACACUUUCAUUCUCAUGAUGGUCCCUCUUUAAAAGAAACAACAGGACCCAGCAGACAGAUCUUACAAGGUGUAUUUUUACACAUUCUGGCGGAUACACUUGGGAGUAUUGGUGUAAUUGCCUCUGCCAUCAUGAUGCAAAAUUUUGGUCUGAUGAUAGCAGAUCCUAUCUGUUCAAUCCUGAUAGCCAUGCUUAUAGUUGUAAGCGUUAUUCCUCUUUUAAGAGAAUCUGUUGGUAUAUUAAUGCAGAGAACCCCUCCAGUGUUGGAAAAUACUCUGCCUCAGUGCUAUCAGAGGGUGCAGCAGUUACAAGGAGUUUACAGUUUACAAGAACAGCACUUCUGGACCUUAUGUUCUGAUGUUUACGUUGGGACCUUGAAAUUAGUAGUAGCACCUGAUGCUGAUGCCAGGUGGAUUUUAAGCCAAACACAUAACAUUUUUACUCAGGCUGGAGUGAGACAGCUUUAUGUACAGAUUGACUUUGCGGCCAUGUAAUGAAUGAAAAGAAAUUGUCCUUUUUGGGGGACCCAAUAUUUCUGGUACUGUACAAUCCAAAACACUGUACCUAGCUUUUUAAGACGGAAAUCGUCACUACAAAUCCCCAGCUCCAAGUACACCAGGUAGCGUCAGCCUUUUGUGCUCUGCCAGGACUUCACAGCUGAGGGAUCAGAGUUAAGAGGGUCCCUCCUGGACUGUUGGUCUUGUCUUUUGUGCUGUUCCCUCCAAACCAUUUUGAUUUCUGAGGUUUCUAGUUUGGUCCAGGAUGUUAGUUUUUGCUUCCUUUCUUUUCUUUUUCCAUUUCAAAAAUGCCCUCACUCCCAGUUCUCCUCCUAGCCAGUAAGAAUUCGGACUAUGGGCCUCCAGGCAUCUGAAUGUCUUCGCUGAAGCUGAUGGAAGCCACUGCUUCCUUUCCACAAAACUAGUGUUACUAAAAAAAAAAAGAAAAGAAAAGAAAAAAAAAAAGAAAUCAUUUUAUAUGUAAUGUCACGAUUGUUGACGUUCUUCAGUAUAAUCAUAUGUUUGUAAAAUUGUUUGUACCUUGCAAACUUAUGAACCAAACCAUAUUGGGUUUUCAAAGUGCCUUUGUAUCUGAAAAUGUAUUUGCCAGCAUAAAAAUGUACCAUCAAAGGUCAUGCAUAUGUUUUUUAAUGGGUAAUUCUGUAAUCUGUACAAGGUGGAAGACUCUUGUUAGUGAUGUAUACAGAUUGUCUUUUCGUGUCCUUCCAGCAUAGGUUUAAAUAUAUGAAAAGUUUCCUCUUACUGCUUUACCUCAUCAAAAAACAGGUGUUAUUUUGCUUUUUAAAUCAAAUUCAGUUAUCACAUUGCAUUAUUCCAUGGACUGUAUUUUCAAAACUUUGCAAAGCAUUUGUUUUACAGAUGGUUGUUUUGACUAACUUAAAACAUCUGCUAAAUCCCAAAUUUCUCUAAAAGCUACUUGUCUGUGAUAACCUUUGCUAUGUCUCCUCGCUGUUGAUGGAUUUUCUUAAAGAAAGGAAAGGCAAUGUAGAGUGAAGGCAGAAAUAGUUGUGACAAUGUUAUUGUGUUUUUUCAUUCUUCAAAUGCUAAGUCAUACAAUUUUUCUUGUGCAAGCCUUGCACAAAUACAGUUGCUUUCAGAAAUCCCAAAAGCAACAUUUUAUUGAGUUUGAACUAUUGAAGAUACAGAUCAGUUGUGAUAAAACAGGUGUCUUAGAAGUAAUAAAUAAGUUGAUUUCUGGGUUCUGGUGUAUUUGAAAAAUAAAAUCGUGAUUUGAGAUGACAAGUGCUUGAACACUCAAAGAUUCUCUGUGGUUUAUGAAGAAAUGUUGAUCUGGAUAGACAUUUACCCAUUGUUCUUUGUUUUAUCAUAAGGUAUCUUCCCUUUUAACUUUAAAAAACUGAAUUCUUGGGGGAAAAAACCCUGCAGGAUGGAAAUACUUGUUUAGAAUGUCAACCAAUAAUAAGCACUUUUUCACUGAUGGGGCAGAAAUCGCUGUUAUUUUGUCUAAGUUAGAGAGUAUCUUUCUCCCUAUUUCUGAUCUACAGUUUAUGAACUAUAGUAGGAAAACUGGACUACUUUAUGCUUUUCUAAACUGCUGCAGAUUGCUAUGAGUUGUUGACAGUCUCUGUUUUGCAGAUUAAGCAGUAUUUUCAAAGCAUUUCUACUUACUGCCAGGCAGUUCUGAAGCUAAGAAUUCCUGCAACAGAAUAUGUUUGACGAAAACAACUGUUGAGAUGUUUAAGGAGGGAAAGUAUAAAAGGAAACGUCCUGAUAAUGUACUGGUUUUUCAUUAUAAGUCUAAGUAGUCAUUUGGAAGUUUUCAUCCACUACCAAGCCUGAUAGAAGCCUGGGGUGUUCUGUGGGUUUUGGCAUAUUGUGGAAAAUGUGAGUCUAGAUGAAGGCAGGAAUUUUGGUUGUGUGCCUUUAAAAACUAAUAUUAUAUGUAAUUGUACUGAUUGUUCACAUGUGGAGAUAAUAUUUGCACUGGCCUGUAAAACUGACCAGUGCAUUUGCAGAUGCAGUUCUGCCUUUCACCAGGCCCUCCACUCCAAGUGAAGUUUUGCAUCAUUUUAACUAUAUUCUCAAUACACAAGUGCAUGCGUAUGUCUUUUCUUUGAUGAGGCACUGAGCAUACAUAUUAUUAGACUGAUAUGGAACUCUAAUUUUGCACCUGUUACAAGAGGUUGCCAGCUUGUAUGAUUUAGCAGGUUGGCAUUUACAUUUAUGCUUUAAUUAAAUGUCCUUAAACCUGUGUGUGCAGUAAGGACAAAUUAGUGUGAAAAAAAGCAACUUUGUUCUCACAAAUACUGUUAUAACAAAUACUCUGUCUCAUCUGUGUUUUUGGCACAGGUGUACUGCUAAAAUAGAUAAUUCCACUCAGAAACAUUACCUGAUUGUUGUUAAAGAUUUGAGACGUCUUUAUUAUUGAGCUAAGUAAUUCUUGGGGCUCAAGGGAGGGGGAUGAAUCUCUGAGUAGAACUUUGCCAAUUUUUUAAAAACCAAAAUAUUCUCUGGAGAACAAAUUUGUUUUGCUCUGGGGCAGUUUACUUAGCAAGGUAAACUUCCCCAACUGAAAUUACCUAUAUUAGUUUUGCGUUUUGAAAUCUAGAUUAUAUUACUCAAAGGGCUUACUGUGUGUGUUUUAUUUUGCUGACUCCCUGUGCACUUUUGUGAGGGGCAGUGUGUAAUCUGUAGCUCCAUAUUCUUCUCAUUGUCGCCAAGCUGUCUUGUGCAGAGGCAUAAAGAAGUAGUAGGUAGUGGCACUGGUAUCCAGAUGCUUCGGCAUUCUUCAAAGCCUACAUGUAUUCGCCAGGAACCAAAAUACUGUGACUUGUGCACCUUUGUAAAGUAGCCCAGUCAGUGACUCCAAAUGUAGUUGAUGAGAGUUCUAUGAUGUUUUUACCUACUAUGGGAUAAUCAAUUUUGUAUAGAUUAUUAACAUUGUGGCAUGCUCCUACAAUGCUGGGAUUUAAGAACAAAAAGAUUACAUUGCGUAACAGAAUUUUACAUCUAAGGGACUGUCCUUAAAAGCAGUCUCAUUCUACCUCUCAUUUUAGAGAUGAGAAAAUUGAAGCCCAGAAAUGCUGUCAUUUACUCAAGGUCACAGAGAGAAUUAGUGGCAAAGCCAAGACUGGAACCCAGGUCUUCUGACUCCAAGUCAAGUUCUUUCUACUCUGUUGUGCUGCCUCUCCAGUGUAAUAUUUGCCUUUCUGUAAAUGUGAUGAAAAAUCAUUUGUAAAUAAAGGGAAGCUGACCUCCA
Messenger RNA from Felis catus (domestic cat), 4574 nucleotides. RefSeq names its product solute carrier family 30 member 7 (gene SLC30A7). Gene Ontology annotation, molecular function: zinc ion transmembrane transporter activity. NCBI's taxonomy places the organism in Eukaryota, Metazoa, Chordata, Mammalia, Carnivora, Felidae. Gene Ontology annotation, cellular component: membrane; Golgi apparatus. The transcript is spliced from 11 exons. The record is from RefSeq and is a predicted model, not a curated record. Bases 200 to 1330 code for a protein of 376 amino acids. Gene Ontology annotation, biological process: zinc ion transport; intracellular zinc ion homeostasis; transmembrane transport.